CCUAACUACUCCAACAUGGGUAUAAACACGAAUACACACACUCUUAUAUAUAUAAUAAAAAUUCAUUUUUUACAGAGCAAGCCCAACUCCAAUUCCCCAGUCUCUCUCAUUCUCUCCAGAAUCAACAAUAUCAAUAUGCUUCUUCAGUUACUACUCUUUCUUCACUCUCUCCAUCUGGGUCACUGUCUCAACCAAGAAGGACUCCUUCUCCACCGAAUCAAACUCACUUUCGACGACCUAGACAACAUCUUCUCCAACUGGAAAACCAGAGACGCCAAUCCCUGCAACUGGUUCGGAAUCUCCUGCGACUCACUCACUCACUCAGUCACCUCCAUCGACCUCUCCUCCGGCAACAUUGCCGGACCUUUUCCCUCCGACCUCUGCCGACUCCGAAACCUCAAUUCCAUCUAUCUCUUCAACAAUUCAAUCAACUCAACUUUACCCAAAAACAUCUCGGAUUGUCGGAGACUCAAACACCUCAAUCUCGCCCAAAACUUGCUCACCGGUACACUACCCAGUUCCCUAUCCGAUCUCCCCCACCUCAAGCACCUCGAUUUAUCCGGAAACAACUUUUCCGGGGAGAUUCCAGCGAGUUUUGGGAAGUUCCGGCGACUCGAAUCCAUCUCUCUCGUCGAAAACCUGUUUUCCGGCGAAAUUCCGGCCGUUCUCGGGAACAUUUCGGGCCUUAAACAGCUUAACCUUUCGUACAACCCGUUUUCGCCGGGUCGGAUCCCGCCGGAGCUGGGUAAUUUGACGGAGCUUGAAAUCUUAUGGGUUACUGACUGUAACUUGGUGGGUUCGAUUCCGGACUCGCUGGGUCGACUCAAGAAACUAGUUGACUUGGACUUGGCUUUGAACAAUUUGAAUGGUGUAAUUCCGAGUUCGCUCACUGAGUUGGUUAGUGUUAAGCAAAUAGAGCUGUAUAAUAACUCGUUAACCGGCGAGUUACCGGCGAUUGGGUGGUCGAACAUGACUGCAUUGCGAUUUUUCGAUGCGUCGAUGAAUGAGUUGAAUGGGACGAUUCCAGACGAGCUGUGUGAGUUGCCACUGGAAUCGCUCAACCUCUAUGAGAAUCAAUUCGAAGGUGAAUUACCUGAGAGUAUAGUGAAAUCGCCGAAUUUGUAUGAAUUAAAGUUGUUUCGGAACCGACUCACGGGAGAGUUACCGAGAGAUUUGGGAAAAAACUCGCCGGUGUUGUGGGUUGAUGUAUCGAACAAUCAAUUUUCCGGCGAAAUUCCGGCGAGUUUGUGUGAAAAAGGUGUUUUAGAAGAGCUUUUAAUGAUACACAACUCGUUUUCCGGCGAAAUUCCAGCGAGUUUGAGCGAAUGCCGGAGCUUGACACGUGUACGAUUGGGAAACAACAAAUUUUCCGGCGAAGUUCCGGCGAGAUUUUGGGGGCUUCCAAAUGUCUACUUGCUCGAGCUCGCCGACAAUUCAUUUUCUGGCAAUAUUUCGAAGAAUAUUGCCGGAGCGACGAAUUUGUCGGCUUUGAUAAUAUCCGGAAACAAAUUUUCCGGCAACAUUCCGGAGGAGAUUGGGUGGUUGGAGAAUUUGGUGGAAUUCACCGGAAAUGAUAACCGGUUCACCGGGUCAUUGCCGGAGAGUAUAGUGAAUCUUAGGCAGCUAGGGAGGCUUGAUCUUCACAACAAUGGCUUGUCUGGUGAACUACCAAUUGGAAUCCAAUCUUGGAAGAAGCUCAAUGAGCUGAAUUUAGCUGAUAAUGAAAUUUCCGGGAAAAUUCCCGAGGAAAUUGGAACUUUGUCUGUUCUGAGUUACCUUGAUCUUUCUGGAAACCAAUUUUCCGGGAAAAUCCCAAUUGGGUUGGAGAAUUUGAUGCUCAGUCGGCUCAAUUUGUCGAAUAACCAGCUUUCCGGUGACAUUCCUCCUCUAUAUGCUAAGGAAAUUUUUAAGACUAGUUUUUUGGGUAAUUCAGAUUUGUGUGGUGACAUGGUUGGUUUAUGUGAUCGUAGAGAUGGAGAUAAGAAUUUGGGCUAUGUUUGGUUAAUGUUUAUACUCACUGGACUUGUGUUUAUUGUGGGUGGUGUUUGGUUCUAUUGUAAGUAUAAGAAUUUCAAGGAAGCAAACAGAGAAAUUGACAGAUCGAAAUGGACAUUGAUGUCGUUCCACAAAUUGGGUUUCAGUGAAUAUGAGAUCUUGAACUGUCUUGAUGAAGAUAAUGUGAUUGGAAGCGGGUUUUCUGGGAAAGUUUACAAGGCUAUACUCAGCAAUGGAGAGACUAUUGCAGUGAAAAAGCUAUGGGGAAGGUCCAAAAUGGAGGACAGUGGUGAUAUCGAGAAGGGUUGGAUUCAAGAUGAUGGGUUUGAAGCAGAGGUUGAGACAUUGGGAAAGAUUAGACAUAAGAACAUUGUCAAGCUAUGGUGUUGCUGUGUUACAGGGAAUUGCAAGCUUUUGGUUUACGAGUACAUGCCUAAUGGAAGUUUGGGCGAUUUGCUUCAUAGCAAGAAGAGUGGCUUGUUGGAUUGGCCAAUGAGGUUUAAGAUUGCCAUGGAUGCUGCUGAGGGGCUUUCGUAUUUGCAUCACGGUUGUGUUCCUCCGAUUGUGCAUAGAGAUGUGAAAUCGAAUAACAUCUUGUUGGACGAGGAUUUUAGGGCUCGAAUAGCAGAUUUUGGAGUAGCCAAGGCACUUGAUGCGAUUGGGAUGGGGACUCAAACCAUGUCUGCCAUUGCGGGUUCUUGUGGUUACAUUGCACCAGAGUAUGCAUAUACACUUCGAGUGAAUGAGAAGAGCGACAUAUACAGCUUCGGUGUUGUGAUUCUUGAAUUGGUCACAGGGAGACUCCCAGUUGAUCCUGAAUUUGGGGAAAAAGAUAUGAUCAAGUGGGUAUGCACUACUUUGGACCAGAAAGAUGUAGAUCAUGUACUCGACCCUAAACUUGAUUCUUGUUUCAAAGAAGAAAUGAGCAACGUCCUCAAUAUCGGCCUCAUCUGCACCAGCCCCCUCCCCAUAAACCGUCCAUCGAUGAGAAGGGUUGUAAAUAUGUUGCAUGAAGUGGGUGCCGAACACCAUCUUAAGGCUGCCCAGAAAGACGACAAAUUUACGCCUUAUUACUAUGAAGAUGCCUCGGAUCAAGGAAGUGUAGCUUGAAAAGUUUUAUCAUGUCAUAGAGUUGGAAUGUGGAAGGAGAGGGAGAAGAAGUGCUCGCUCCUCUUGUGUUGCCAAUUUUUCAGUUUUUAUUUUUAUCCUUUCUUGAUGUUUGCUUUCAUGAAGGUAAAGAAAGUAUUGUAGAGUUUCUUUGAUGUCAAUUUUCUUUCUGGCAUCUCUCUGAGAAAUUUUAUAAAAAUAAAAUCGAAGAUCUCUUAUGGGUUUAUUUUGCAUUAGUAA
Camellia sinensis is the source of this 3342-nucleotide messenger RNA. The record is from RefSeq and is a predicted model, not a curated record. Lineage: Eukaryota; Viridiplantae; Streptophyta; Magnoliopsida; Ericales; Theaceae.